Penicillium cataractarum is the source of this 1023-nucleotide messenger RNA. RefSeq lists its product as uncharacterized. The record is from RefSeq and is a predicted model, not a curated record. Gene Ontology annotation, biological process: secondary metabolic process. The transcript has 2 exons. Lineage: Eukaryota; Fungi; Ascomycota; Eurotiomycetes; Eurotiales; Aspergillaceae. Bases 1 to 1023 code for a protein of 340 amino acids.
AUGGUGACCUUAACCGACGUCCAGUCCUCGAAUGCCCAAAUCGCAACUGCCCUUCCACCGGGUUUAGUCGCAGUCUUCGUCGGCGCAACGAAUGGCAUCGGUGAAACUUCCUUGCGAGAAUUCGCACGCCAUGCGAAUCAGCCCCGGGUCUACUUUGUCGGCCGCUCGCAAGAAGCCGGUGAUCGAAUUGCUGCUGAAUGUCACGAGUUGAACCCCGAGGGCGAGUUCACCUUCAUCAAGGCGGAUGUUAGCCUGCUUAAAUCCGUCGACGAGGUGUGUCGCGAGAUUACGAGGAAAGAGAAAUGCAUCAAUUUGGUAUUCUUGACUUGUGGCUCGGCACUUUCACACGUUGACACCAGCGAAGGCCUCCACAUCUUCAUGGCCCUAGCAUACUACGCCCGAGCACGUUUCAUCCUCAACCUCCUCCCUCUACUUCGUCAAGCCCCCAGCCUACGAAGAGUCGUCACCGUGCUGGCCGCCGGCCACGAAGGCCCCAUCUAUGCAGACGACUUCCAAAGCCGAAACGUGCCCCUCCGCCACGUACGAGGCCACAACGUCUCCAUGACAGACUUAAUGCUCGAACACAUGGCCUCGCUCGCCCCCGAAGUAAGCUUCAUCCACGACUACCCGGGCCCCGUGAAAUCAGGCUUUGGUCGAGAAACCAAUAGCGUGUUGAUGAAGGUUGCGAUUACGAUUUUCAAGAUCGUGGGACCGCUGGUUUAUAUCCCGCUUCGGGAAUCUGGGGAACGGCAUUUGUUCUUUGCGACUAGCGCGAGGUAUCCACCCCGGUCGGGCAGUGAGGCUGCUGGGGUGCCGGUGUCUGGCGAUGUGGUUGUGUCGGGAGGUACGAGUGGGGACGUGGGUAGUGGUGUUUAUGCGGUGAAUUGGGAUGGAGAGAGUGCCGGGGCCAAGUCGUUGCAGGUAUUGGCGAAGAUGCGUGGGGAGGGGAUGGUGGCGCGAUUGUGGCAGGAUACGAUGGCGGAGUUUAAGAGGGUUACGGGGGUGGAAAGCUUGGCUAAAUGA